AUGGGUGAUGGUGGUUCAAUAGCUCUUUCGGGGAAUUCAUUUGCCAUGUAUGGCUCUAGCAAAGAUACAUGGAAGGUGUUAUGGACUUUGAAUACAGAAGAUAAGCUUUGUCUUCAACGGAUGGGACUAGAGAGUGAAAGGGUAUCUGGAGAUUAA
Messenger RNA from Dentiscutata erythropus, 156 nucleotides. The record is from the annotation of a GenBank genome assembly. NCBI's taxonomy places the organism in Eukaryota, Fungi, Glomeromycota, Glomeromycetes, Diversisporales, Gigasporaceae.